Molecule: messenger RNA, 1709 nt
Organism: Capsaspora owczarzaki ATCC 30864
Lineage: Eukaryota; Filasterea; Ministeriida; Capsasporidae
Exons: 2
Coding region: 15-1538 (507 amino acids)
Molecular function (GO): protein domain specific binding
Source: RefSeq, a predicted model, not a curated record
CCCCAAUCCAAACCAUGUCUGAGUCGCCUGAGUCGGACGACCUGGUCAUGGUCGACGACGCCUCGCCCUCGUCCUCGUCCCCCACCGCACCCGCAGUCUCGCCGGCAGCAGCACCAGGUGUUGAUCAGAAGAAAAAGUCUGCUGCGGCACCGGGCGUGUUUGCUCCUGCUGUGGAGAGCGAAUUGCAGCAAGCCAUUGCCGCCGAGUUUCCCCAUCUCGACGAAGGCGCUGCUGCCGGUGCCGAGCCCAACAACGCCAGCACGAGCACUAGCACAGAUGCUACUGCAUCAUCGUUGCACUCCAACCCGAACAGCCAGGCGUCCGCGUCUCCCGCCGUUGCUGCUUUGCGCGCCACCACUGCGUCGCCGCUCGUCGCUCCAGUCCCAAUCGCCUUCACGAGUGCUGUGGCGACUGACAAGCAAGCAGCCUCGUUGGUGUCGUCGUUGUCGUUGUCGUCGUCGUCGUCGUCGUCGUCCUCGGGUGGAACACAAGCGCUGGUCGCACCGCACGCCAAGCUCGCCUUCACGUACUCUGCGUCUGGCUCGCCCUCCCAUUCUGCUGCUACGUCAACCACAACGUCGCCCACAUCGUCGCGUCCGUCAUCGCCAGGGCCAACAACGGGGUCGCCGAGCCCUGCCGCCAAGUCCACGUCCUUCCGCGCCAAGGCAGAGCGCCAGCUGAUUCUCACCAAGCAGAAGGUUCGCGAAGUAUUCACCUCAGAGAGUCAUGGCGUUGUGACCGAGGAUAAACGUGUCAACGACCGCACCGCACUGUUUGAAUACGUGCAGUCCAUGUUUGUCGACUUUGCCGACUACCACGAGCAUCUCCAGCGCGCGCUGACCAAUGUCGCGGCUGCUCAAGAGGACUUGAGCCUGUACUUGCAAAGCAAAACCGAAAAGUUUGAUCCGACCGUGGGCUCCGACUUGGCCAAGGCCGGGCACGCAUUGCACACCGCCAACGCGUCCUUUUCGAGCUCGGUGGCUCCUGCAGCACUGCGAAUCAACGAGCGACAUCGCACCUUCCGCGACAAUGUUGUCCCGGGUGUCCACACAGCGCUCAAGCAGCUUACGGCCGAACGCGUGACAUACGACGCUUAUCGCUUGCAUUGCCGCGAACUGGAAGAGCAGAUGCGCGUGGAGGACCCGGACGCGGCAGAAGUCAUCGAGGUUGCCGUGUCCAGAUCAAGCAGUCAUCCCGACGGCACAGCCUCGCCGUCACGGCACGCCGCGCCAAACAAGCUUCGAGCCCAGCAGCAGGCUUUGCAACGACACCAGCUGCAGGCCAAAUACGUCGAGGCAAUGCAGCAGGUGACCCACUCCUCUAAAAACUACGAGCAUCUUCGAAACGCAACGCUUGCCAAGACGGACAGCAUGGACCGCGAGCGCCAAGACGUGAUGCAUUUGGCAAUAUCUGACAUGUUGGAUGCACUAAACAACGGAUUUGCCACGGCUCUCGAAUCUCUUCGCGCAGACUACCCAGAAGCUGUGGCAGCCGCGCUUCCCCAGCAGUCGGGUGCGCCGACCCCUGUUGCCCAGUAGCGCAGUCAAGUGGCCUUGUGGUUUCCGCCCCCCCCCGUUAAAACCAACCACACACGGUCUGCUGCUCCGAGUCUUGCUUUGUUGAGCUUUGUGUGCUGUAGAGAGUGUGUGUAUUCUGUAAUUUUCUCUUUCAUCUGAAUAGUACAAUUCACAAAGUGUUGAUGUGGGCUG